This is a messenger RNA of Corylus avellana, 966 nucleotides long. The record is from RefSeq and is a predicted model, not a curated record. Lineage: Eukaryota; Viridiplantae; Streptophyta; Magnoliopsida; Fagales; Betulaceae.
AUAGCUACGUCGUCGUUCUUACUUCUCUAUUAGGCCAGAUUGCCAUUUGUAGUAACUUUGCCUACAAAAAGUGCCAUUCAGUUGUCUGUUUCUCUCUUUCUCUUUUCUUCUCUCGCACAACAGACGCAAAGAAAAACACAUAUAAAAAUGUCGACUCUCACAGUACCUGAGACGAUCCCCUCUGUGCCGGAAGACUGCGAGCAACUCCGGAAAGCUUUCGAAGGAUGGGGAACAAAUGAGGGGUUGGUUAUCUCCAUCUUGGGACAUAGAAAUGCUGCUCAAAGAAAGUUGAUUCGGCAAACUUAUGCUGAAACUUAUGGAGAAGAUCUCCUCAAGGCAUUGAACAAAGAACUUACAAAUGACUUUGAGAGAGUGGUAGUGCUCUGGACACUUGAUCCCGCUGAACGUGAUGCACUUUUGGCCAAUGAAGCAACAAAGAGGUGGACUUCAAGCAAUCAGGUUCUUGUGGAAAUAGCGUGCACGAGAUCUUCACAUGAUCUACUUCUGGUAAGGCAGGCUUAUCAUGCUCGGUAUAAGAAAUCUCUUGAAGAGGAUGUUGCAUACCACACAACUGGGGAUUUCUGCAAGCUUUUGGUGCCUCUUGUAAGCUCAUACCGAUAUGAGGGAGAUGAAGUGAACAUGACUCUGGCUAAGUCAGAGGCUAAAAUACUCCACGAGAAGAUUUCAGAGAAGGCUUACAAUCAUGAGGAUAUUAUCAGGAUUUUGGCUACAAGGAGCAAAGCACAGAUCAAUGCCACUCUGAAUCACUAUAAAAAUGAAUUCGGAAAUGACAUCAACAAGGAUCUGAAGACUGACCCUAAGGAUGAGUUUCUUGCAAUACUGAGGGCCACAGUUAAGUGCUUGAAUCGUCCUGAGAAGUAUUUUGAGAAGAUUCUUCGGCUGGCAAUUAACAAACGAGGAACAGAUGAAGGAGCACUCACUAGGGUUAUCGCUACAAGGGCCGAG